UCCUACCCUGCUGUUACCUUUCGCCUACUAGGCAUUAAUAGCAGGUCCUUGCAUGUGACUUCUGUCCUGAGAGUCCUUGACGGCAGAUGACAAGUGCUGGUCGUCUGCAGCAGGUUGUGAGGGCUGUGAGCACAGAACGGUUUAGAGAGCACCAGUAACAAUGCAGGCUCACGAGAUAUUCAAGAGUAUCCGGAUCCCCGAGCUGGUAGACGUUCGUCAGUAUGUUCGUACUCUUCCCACAAACACCUUGAUGGGCUUUGGUGCCUUUGCAGCUCUAACGACUUACUGGUACGCCACAAGACCUAAAGCCCUGAAACCCCCCUGUGACCUGGCCAUGCAGUCUGUGGAAGUGAAGGGAGACGAACAUGCUCGUAGAUCGACUCUGCUGGACAGUGAUGAGGUCAUCGUUUACUACUAUGAUGACAUCACAACACUAUAUGAAGUGUUUCAGAGAGGACUGAGAGUGUCAAAUAAUGGACCUUGCUUGGGACAUAGGAAGCCUAAUCAGCCGUAUCAGUGGAUAUCCUAUCAAGAGGUGUCAGAUCGGGCCGAGUAUGUGGGCUCUGCCUUGCUGCAUCGGGGCUGUAAACCAAAUUCUGAACAAUUUAUUGGCAUUUUUGCACAAAACAGGCCGGAGUGGAUAAUCACAGAACUGAGCUGCUACACCUACUCCAUGGUGGCUGUGCCACUCUAUGAUACUCUUGGAGCUGAAGCGAUUACCUACAUCAUAAACAAAGCGGAGAUUACUUUUGUGUUCUGUGACAACACUGAAAAGGCAAAGUUACUACUGGGCAAUGUGGAAAGUGGAGACACCCCCAACCUGCGUACUAUAGUGCUUAUGGAACCCUUUGAUGAAGAUCUUGUGGAAAGAGGCAAGAAGUACGGUGUUGAAAUUAUCAGCCUGAGAGACUUGGAGGAAGAAGGAAAAAAUCAUCAUGAGAAACCAAAGCCUCCAAAACCAGAAGACCUGGCAGUAGUUUGCUUCACAAGUGGGACAACAGGAAAUCCAAAGGGUGCGAAGCUUACUCAUAAGAAUAUUGUGAGCAACAGCGCAGCUUUUCUUAAAGUGACAGAAGAGUUGGCGUUUCCGUCUACUGAAGACGUUCUUAUCUCUUUCUUGCCGCUGGCGCAUAUGUUUGAGAGAGUUGUGGAGUCUGUAGUACUUUGCCAUGGAGCAAGAAUAGGCUUUUUCCAAGGAGACAUUCGACUGUUAAUGGAUGACUUGAAAGUUUUACAACCCACUAUUUUCCCAGUCGUUCCCCGUCUGUUGAAUAGGAUGUUUGACCGGAUCUUUGGACAAGCAAAUACUACUUUAAAACGCUGGCUGUUGGAAUUUGCCUCCAAAAGAAAAGAGGCAGAACUCCGCAGUGGAAUUAUCCGCAAGGAUAGUCUAUGGGAUAAACUCAUAUUUCAGAAAGUUCAGGCCAGCCUUGGGGGAAAAGUGCGACUAAUGAUUACUGGCGCAGCUCCAGUUUCCCCGACUGUGCUGACGUUCUUAAGGGCGGCUCUGGGCUGUCAGUUCUAUGAGGGCUACGGGCAGACUGAAUGCACUGCUGGCUGUUCGCUUACCAUUCCUGGUGACUGGACAGCAGGUCAUGUUGGCGCACCUAUGCCCUGCAAUUAUAUAAAGCUGGUGGAUGUGGAGGACAUGAACUAUUUUGCAGCAAAGGGAGAGGGUGAGAUUUGCGUGAAAGGAGCGAAUGUUUUCCAAGGCUACUUAAAGGAUGAUGAGAAAACUGCCGAAGCUUUGGACAAGGACGGCUGGUUGCAUACAGGAGAUGUUGGGAAAUGGAUGGCUAAUGGUACUUUAAAGAUCAUAGACCGAAAAAAACAUAUAUUUAAAUUAGCCCAGGGUGAAUACAUUGCCCCAGAAAAAAUUGAGAACGUCUACACAAGGAGUGAAGCAGUGGGGCAGAUCUUUGUUCAUGGAGAGAGUUUACAGGCCUUCCUUGUGGCCAUUGUGGUUCCAGACCCUGAUAAUGUACUCAACUGGGCAAAGAAGAAGAAAUUUAAUGAUGCCUAUGAGGACCUUUGCAAGAAUAAGGACUUUAAAAAUGCAGUUCUAGAAGAUCUACUGAGACUGGGGAAAGAAGCUGGUCUGAAAUCAUUUGAACAAGUAAAAGACAUCGCUCUGCACCCAGAAAUGUUUUCGAUCCAAAAUGGGCUCCUAACUCCCACUUUGAAAGCGAAGAGGCCCGAGCUAAGAAAAUACUUCCACGCCCAAAUUGAAGAACUUUAUGCUAAUACCAAAGUAUAAGAAGUCCACAUAGUCAUCUACACACAACCAGCAAGAAAACAAUGACUGGUCAUAGGAAUAAUGAGGAAGUCCUCUAAACAUUGCCUUACGGGUCACCUGUAUUGUCUUUUGUGCUGUGACCUAAUCUUUUCAAACUAGGCCUUCUAAAUUGUGAAGAAUUUGGACCGCCCUACCACAAAUGUCUCUCUAGAACUAAUUGGAUUUUUCUCUGGCGUACAUUACACUUCAGUUCCAAAACUCCAACUUCUUGCCAAACCCGGUCAAAUUUUUGAAAAUCUUGUAUCUAAUUCACAAUGCACAGAAAAUGUAGUGUUAUGGGAUGUAUGCACAUCAAAUUAGGAAUAUUUUAAGGUGGUGAUGUAAUUUACCACAUUUUUCUAAAUGUAAAUGAGACUUGGUACUGCACAGUGUAUUGAACACCUCUUUAAGGAAUUUCUCCCUCAUUCUUGAAGGAAUAUCUUUUUAAGCUGCUAGAGGCCUGCGAUAUGCCUGUUCUUGCCUGCCAGCCCUGUGGAAACUUAAAGUGCAAUUAUUUUGAGAUCUGUGGAAGUGAUCACUUAUUAGAUUGUUAAAGGGGCUUUCUACUUUUCCCAUGUUGAUGAUCUAUCUUUUAGGAAAAGUUAUCAAUAUCAGACUCCCAGCUCCCUCGCCGAUCAACUAUCUACCUGCUGGGCAUUGACAUUGCAGGUGUAAUCCCAGCUCCUCCAUCCCAUUCACUUGAAACGAAUAGAGUGCAACUACAACUGCUCUUUCCCAUUUAGGUGAAUGGGAAGUAGGAGCUGAAAUUGCACUUUACCUGCUUGCCAUCGACAUUAGUGGCGGAAACCGGUGACGAGAACACAGCACUCAUACAUACAGCUGAGGAUAGGCCAUCAUUAUGGGAAAAUUGGAAAGCCCCUUUAAGAGACAUCUACUUUUUUGGAGGGAGGUUAAAAGGGAUAUUGUCAGAACCCCACAAUUUAAGCUGUCCUUGUAUGAUAUAGUUUUCUUUUUUUAGAAAUGCAAGGCACAAGGGAGUUGUAUAUAACAAGCACAACAAUGGUUUGCACUAUGUAAAGACCUGUGAUUUAUCAUGAUGCACUGUAAUCUAUGUCGAGAUCCUUUAUAGCUGCAUAAUGAAACAGUGAAUUUUUAUCUAAAUGCUAUGUGACUUGUUAAUGUUUGCUUAACGGUUUUUCACCCUGUAAGAACCAAAAUGUCUUUGUCCCAGAUCCCUUUUCAGUCCCUUCCAAAAAUGAAGGAAACCAAAAUAAAUGAUUGUAUGAUCUGUU
Bufo bufo (common toad) is the source of this 3528-nucleotide messenger RNA. It is a transcript of the gene ACSL1, whose product is annotated as acyl-CoA synthetase long chain family member 1. Gene Ontology annotation, cellular component: membrane; endoplasmic reticulum. The record is from RefSeq and is a predicted model, not a curated record. Gene Ontology annotation, molecular function: arachidonate-CoA ligase activity. Lineage: Eukaryota; Metazoa; Chordata; Amphibia; Anura; Bufonidae. The transcript is spliced from 21 exons. Gene Ontology annotation, biological process: very long-chain fatty acid metabolic process; long-chain fatty acid metabolic process; long-chain fatty-acyl-CoA biosynthetic process. Bases 161 to 2257 code for a protein of 698 amino acids.